UAUUGCUUUUGUUCAUCCCAACAACUCCUCCGCACAGGUAUAAAAGCACCAAAAGCUCUUGAAAUGCAUUCAGUUUCAUUGCAAGAUUUAAUAAUUACUCAAGUGACAAUUUGAAGUAUAUUUGAAGAAUGGCUAAAAUAAUGAUAAUCCUCGCUGUUUGCGUUGCCUUGGCAAUGGCGCAUCCAGGUGGUUAUGGUGGUAGUGGAGGUGGUCGCGGUGAAGGUGGUGGACACGGUGGUGGUUACGGUGGUGGUGGCUUUGGUGGACAUGGCGGUGGUGGUGGCGGUUACGGUGGCAGAGAAGGCGGUGGUGGUUACGGUGGUGGUGGAAUCGGUGGUGGUUAUGGUGGCGGUAUAGGCGGACAUGGUGGUGGUGGCAGUGGUGGUGGAUACGGUCGUGGUGGAUAUGGUGGCGGUGGCUACUAAAACUUUUCUAAGGCUAUAAAUCAAAUGUCGUAUUAAAAGUAUUCAUAAAGAAAAAAUAAAAACGGUUAAAAAAAGAA
Molecule: messenger RNA, 502 nt
Organism: Bactrocera dorsalis (oriental fruit fly)
Lineage: Eukaryota; Metazoa; Arthropoda; Insecta; Diptera; Tephritidae
Exons: 2
Coding region: 129-425 (98 amino acids)
Source: RefSeq, a predicted model, not a curated record